Molecule: messenger RNA, 1072 nt
Organism: Nematostella vectensis (starlet sea anemone)
Lineage: Eukaryota; Metazoa; Cnidaria; Anthozoa; Actiniaria; Edwardsiidae
Product: chymotrypsinogen B
Exons: 7
Coding region: 56-1018 (320 amino acids)
Biological process (GO): proteolysis
Molecular function (GO): serine-type endopeptidase activity
Source: RefSeq, a predicted model, not a curated record
CCUACAGGUUUAAAUAUAAAAAUGGUCGAGAACUCAACAGAUUACCUCUAUCAAAAUGAUCUGUUUCGCAGUGAUCUUCGCACUUCCCUUUCUCGUUGAAGGCUGUGGACAGAGGCCAAUGACACGUGUGAUUGGCGGAGAAGACGCCGCUCCACACUCCUGGCCUUGGCAGGUCUCUCUGCGCGUGCACGGUCGCCAUAACUGUGGAGGAACCCUAAUCCACCCUGACUGGGUGGUCACUGCAGCACACUGCGUGUUGCGUAACCCUAGCCCAAGUGGUUACACCGUGGUAUUAGGUGCCCACAUGCUAACUGGAACCCAGACUUCGGUACAACAGACAUUCAAACUGAAGCAGUUGCACAAGCACAGCGGCUUUACAAUGAAUAAUCUGCGCGAUGACAUAGCCGUCCUUCAGCUUGAUCGGCCCGCCACCCUCAGCUCCAAGGUGAACGUGGCCUGUUUGCCUACCCAGCCAUCAACUGUGGGAUCCAAAUGCUACAUUACAGGCUGGGGACGAACCUCGGGUUCACAUGACGUCCUCCCUGAGCCCUUACAACAAGCCAUGCUCCCUCUCGUCUCCAAUGCUGAAUGUCAAAGGAAGUACUCAAAGGUCAACGCAAAGGCUCACCUCUGCGCCGGUAGCGGUCAAGCGGCAUCUUCAGGGGGGUGCAACGGAGAUAGUGGAGGUCCCCUCGUAUGUGAGGAAGGUGGUCGCUGGAUCCUUCGUGGUGCUGUUAGCUUUGGCAAAAGAAACUGCCCGACUACACACUUUACAGUGUUCGCUCGAGUAUACAGCUACCUUGACUGGAUAAACAGCAAGAUCGGUGGAAUUGCACCGCCACUGCCUCCCCCGACACCUUCCCCGACAGGUGGCCCACCACCAACAUCGACACAAGCUCCACCACCCCCUCCUCCAGGCUGCAAGGACCAGUGGGUGGCGUGCUCUGGAAUGAAACAUUAUUGCAACAUCUCGGGUGCUAUUAAGCGCUUGUGCCCCAAGAGCUGUAACACAUGUUAACAAGCUUUCAAGUUAAAGAAAAACUUGUUGGAAAAUAAAAUGCCUUGAAUCAUA